Molecule: messenger RNA, 441 nt
Organism: Penaeus indicus
Lineage: Eukaryota; Metazoa; Arthropoda; Malacostraca; Decapoda; Penaeidae
Exons: 2
Coding region: 1-441 (146 amino acids)
Source: RefSeq, a predicted model, not a curated record
AUGGAGAAAAGAGCUAAACGUUUUCAGAAUAAGGUAAGUGAAAAAUGCCACUGGAAUACCCUGAAAGAGGCAGUGUUUAUAUUUAAGAAAGAUAUAACAGCAAAAGCGCCAUGGGUCUCUGAAAAGAUGAUAAGGGAAAUGGAUGAAAGGAGAAAGUGGAAAAAUAUAGCAAGUAUGGAUGGUAUAUCAGCAGAGGUUUGUAAGAACUUGAAUGAAGAAAGAACAUCAGAGCUUGUUGUUAUAUGCAAGGAAAUUCAUGAAGGUGUCUGGCUAGCAGAAUUCACAAAGGCAUUCAUACUAUGUUUGCCAAAGAAACUGAAUGCAACUACAUGUGAGGAAUACAGAACCAUCAACCUAAUUACACAAGCGUCAAAGAUCUUACUUUGGGUUCUGAAUAAAAGACUAGAAGAAAAGGCUAGGGAUUACACCAACAUAACAUAG